Molecule: messenger RNA, 1010 nt
Organism: Salvia splendens (bonfire salvia)
Lineage: Eukaryota; Viridiplantae; Streptophyta; Magnoliopsida; Lamiales; Lamiaceae
Exons: 3
Coding region: 16-732 (238 amino acids)
Source: RefSeq, a predicted model, not a curated record
AGCCCAAGCAAAAAAAUGGCAAGGCCCAAAUUUAAAAUAUAUUCCCAUCCGCCGACUGUCUCUCUCUCUUCUCUUCUCUUCUCUUCUCUUCUCCUCUCCACAAUCCAAUUCCUCCCCCAAAUUAAUUCCAAAUCCCUAACUUCUCCAUCUCUCUCCCUCCUCUCGUUGACAUUGCAGGCAGCCGCCCCUGCCGCGCCUCACGGAGGCGCCCUCCCUCCUACCGUCGUCUCCUUCUCUCGCGGCACCGCCUCCAUCUCUACCAUUCCCCGUUUUCUCGCCCCACUUUCGAGUUCCCGAUUUAGGGAAGGAAACCCUAGCUCGAGACGGACACAGCGGCGCCUCGCCCGUCGGCCACCACCGUCGCCUCCGUGUUGCAUCGUGGUCGGCCCCGCCGUCGUCUCGGAAAGGGAGGGAGCAUCGCCUCCUUUAUUCUCCUUCCGGCAUCUCCGGAUUAGCCGUAACACAGCGGAGUACGCGGGUUUUUUUCUUCCGUUCAGCGCCGUCUCUGCCGUUGUCAUCCUCACCUCCGGCGUGAGGCUACCGGCCUCUUGGUUGCUCGCAGCUGCCCUUGGGCCGCCGCUGCACCAGGAGCUUCUGCGGCGGCCCUCGCGGCUUUAUCGUCUCAGGUUUGACUUGGGUUCUACCCCCUUUCUUUCGUUUGGCAGCUCUCGGCUGGUGGGGGAAGGCUGGAGGAGACGCUGCCAUUUCAGGCGAGUCUUGAGUUCUCUUUAGAAAGAGGUGAAGGAGUAGUUGGCUGGAAACGGCCUCCCGCGCCAUGGCUCACUGCUCUUGGCCCGACGGCCGAUCGGACACGGGCGUGGAGUGUAGCUUGGCUCGAAAAGAGAGACACACGUUUUUCCUAUUUGUAUACCCUCAUUUUGUAACAUAGUUACUUAAAGUGUAUGUAAUAAAUCUUAUUAGAAACAAAAUCUAAACUCUUAGUUUUUCUCUUGUUUGAGUGUAUAUUGUUUAAUUAGAGAAGUAAAUAAGGAGAACGCAAAUUCAUUUUA